Molecule: messenger RNA, 1195 nt
Organism: Prunus dulcis (almond)
Lineage: Eukaryota; Viridiplantae; Streptophyta; Magnoliopsida; Rosales; Rosaceae
Product: xyloglucan endotransglucosylase/hydrolase 2-like
Exons: 3
Biological process (GO): xyloglucan metabolic process; cell wall biogenesis
Cellular component (GO): cell wall; apoplast
Molecular function (GO): hydrolase activity, hydrolyzing O-glycosyl compounds; xyloglucan:xyloglucosyl transferase activity
Source: RefSeq, a predicted model, not a curated record
UCUACACAAACAGAAACAUAUAUACAUCAGAUUCAUCUAUCAAAUAUUAUUCCUCGGGCAACAUUAGCCCAGAUAUAUAGCCAGAAAAAGACAUUCAUCCACACACUUCUUUAUAUAUCUAAGCUGCUCUCUCCACUCAGAUACUCAAAAAAACACACAAACUUAUCAAACAUGGCUCCAAACUUGAUCUUGAUCUCUCUCUUUCUCUGCUCUUUUAUGGCCGCCUCUUCAGCUGGCAACUUCUACCAAGAUUUUGACCUAAUAUGGGGUGACCAUCGUGCAAAAAUACUCAGUGGAGGUAGCCUUCUGACGCUUUCACUGGACCAGGCCUCUGGUUCUGGCUUCCAAUCCAAGAGACAAUACCUCUUUGGCAGAAUCGACAUGCAGCUCAAGCUUGUUGCUGGAAACUCUGCCGGAACCGUCACCGCUUACUAUUUGUCUUCAGAAGGGCCAAACCGCGAUGAGAUUGAUUUUGAGUUCUUGGGGAACUUGAGUGGAGACCCUUAUAUUGUGCAUACAAAUGUGUACACUCAAGGGAAAGCGGACAGAGAGCAACAAUUCUACCUCUGGUUCGACCCAACAAAAGAUUUUCACACCUACUCUUUUCUUUGGAACCCUCAGCGUAUAAUAUUCUUGGUGGACAAUAUCCCCAUAAGAGUGUUCGACAAUGGAGAAUCGUAUGGGGUUCCAUUUCCCAAGAGACAACCCAUGAAGCUAUACUCAAGCCUGUGGAACGCAGACCAAUGGGCUACAAAAGGUGGCCUAGUGAAAACAGACUGGUCCAAAGCUCCUUUCACAGCCUUCUACAGAAACUUCAAAGCUAAUGCUUGUGUUUGGUCAAAGGGCUCAUCUUCAUGUGCAAAUAAUAAAAAUAAUGCUUGGCAGACUCAAGGGCUGGAUGCAAAUAGUCGUAGAAGACUGAGGUGGGUUCAAAAGUACUUCAUGAUUUACAACUAUUGCUCUGAUCUGAAGCGAUUUCCUGAGGGUCGUCCAAGGGAGUGCAGGCGUUCUAGGUUCUAAGUUCUAGACAGGGUUCUAGGUUCUUUUGUAAUAUAAUUCACAGUACGUAAAACACAGUAUUUCCAUUGCACAGUAUAAAAUGGCAUGUGGCUUUCUGCAUGUAAAAUAAAACGACAAUAAAACUUGAAAUUGCAGCAGAAAAGUAUAUUAUCCAAAAAAAUAUUAAAAUUCUAUU